Linum tenue is the source of this 2460-nucleotide messenger RNA. Lineage: Eukaryota; Viridiplantae; Streptophyta; Magnoliopsida; Malpighiales; Linaceae. The record is from the annotation of a GenBank genome assembly.
AUGACGAGCCCAGUGCCUCCAUGCAGGGCGAUUUCGGUCAGAAAGCUUGCAUCUUUAGGGGCUUCCUUGGUUUCGAGACCCCACCCACGACCCGAUGCUCGACUAGUGAAAACGGGUUUCGACCCGAACAUUUCCCGCUUCAAUUUCCAGGUCAAGGAGUUGCUGAACAGAGGCGACCUUGCUCGAGCCCGACAACUGUUCGAUCAAAUGCCUCACACGAAUACUGUCACUGCGAACAUGAUGAUUUCUGGGUACGUGAAUUCAGGUAACGUUCAACUAGCUAGGCUACUGUUUGAAGAGACAGCGGAACGCACUGCCAUCACGUGGACCAUCUUGAUUGGCGGCUACUCGCACGGUGGUCGGUUUGAAGAGGCCUUCCAUCUCUUCGUCGAGAUGUGCAGGUUCGGGACUGAACCUGAUCACGUCACCUUUGCGACUCUGUUAUCGGGAUAUGAUGGUGGAGGAACGGUGAGGAGCAGCGAACCGGAUCAGCUUCAUGCCUACGUUGUAAAACUGGGACUCGAUUCCACCGCUAUAGUCUGUAACUCCUUGGUCGACUCUUAUUGCAAGACAGGCCGCGUUGAUUCUGCUCGCCAGCUGUUCGAAGAAAUGCCUCAAAGGGAUACCGUCAGCUUCAAUGCGUUGAUGACAGGGUAUGUGAAACAUGGACGGAACGAAGAGGUAGUAAAGCUUCUCGCAGAAAUGAUGAAUUCAGACAUCACCCCCUCGGAUUUCACUUUCGCGGCAGUUAUCGCCGCAGGGGUUGGCUUAGAUGACAUAGCAUUCUGUCAGCAAGUUCAUGCCAUGACGACGAAGACCAGUUUCGUUCUCGACGUGUUCGUGGGGAAUGCACUGCUAGAUCUUUACUCCAAACUCGACUGUGUAUCCGAAGCUUCAAAGCUCUUCUACGAGAUGCCAGAACCAGAUGGAGUCUCCUACAAUGUGUUAAUCACAGCUUUCGCCUGGGUUGGGCAAUUCAGAGAAUCUAUUAACCUCUUCAGGGAGCUCCAAUAUACAAGAUUUGAUCGUAAGAAAUUCCCUUUCUCGACCAUGUUCAGCAUAGCUUCCAACAAACUCGACCUCCAAAUGGGCCACCAGCUCCACUCUCAGUCUAUCGUUACAGGAGCCAUCUCGGAUGCCCAAGCAGCUAACUCAUUGGUCGACAUGUACGCCAAGUGUGGCGAAUUUGAGAAAGCUCGAAUAACAUUUGCUCAGCUCUCCGAUAAAACCACAGUUCCAUGGACUGCCAUGAUCUCAGCAAACGUCCAGAAAGGACUCCUAGAGGAGAGCCUUAAGCUCUUCAAUGAGAUGCUUAAAGAUGGCAUGAGCCCUGACCAAGCGACUUUUGCUAGUGUCCUGAAGGCCUCUGCAAGCUUGGCUUCAAUCUCAGUUGGGAAACAACUGCACUGCUCCACUGUCAGGACGGGUUUUCUAUCAAAUGUUUACUGUGGAAGUGCCCUAGUAGACAUGUAUGCAAAAUGUGGAUCGAUCAGAGAUGCAGUGAGAUGCUUUGAAGAGAUGCCGCAGAAGAACGUGGUCUCGUGGAAUGCUAUAAUCUCAGGUUAUGCACAUGAUGGGAAUGGCGUGGCAACUCUCAAAUCUUUCGAGAACAUGGUUGCCUCAGGUUGCAACCCUGAUUCAGUUAGCUUCUUGAGUGUUCUAUCUGCCUGCAGCCACUCUGGCCUGGUAGAAGACGGGUUUCGGUGCUUCAGAUCCAUGAUAAAUGUGUAUAAACUAAUUCCCAAGAGAGAGCACUAUACUUCAAUGAUCGAUCUAUUGUGCAGGCGCGGGAGGUUUGGAGAAGCAGAGGAAUUGAUUAACGAAAUGCCAUUCGAGCCAGACCAGGUUUUACUGUCAUCAGUUCUAAACUCAUGCAGGAUUCACAAGAACCCCAAGUUGGCGACCAGAACAGCAAAGAAGCUAUUUGGUAUGGAAACCCUAAAAGACGGAGCACCAUAUGUGGCCAUGUCGAACAUAUUAGCAGCAGAAGGACGAUGGGAAGAAGUUGCAAAUGUCAAGAAGGCAAUGAGGGAACGAGGAGUCCACAAGGUUCCAGCUUAUAGUUGGGUUGAGAUAAAACACAAGGUACAUGUGUUCUCAUCAAACGACAAGAGCCAUCCCCAGAUCACAGAGAUAAUCCGAAAAAUAGACCAAUGGGCAGAGGAAAUGGAGAGAGAAGGUUAUCUACCUGACACGAGCUGUGCAUUGCAUGAUGUGGAAGAAGAGAUCAAAGUCGAGUCCCUUAAGUACCACAGUGAGCGCCUGGCAAUAGCUUUCUCCCUGAUCCACACGCCAGAAGGAUGGCCAAUCGUAGUGAUGAAGAACCUGAGAGCUUGUGCUGAUUGCCAUGCUGCCAUCAAGGUGAUCUCCAAGAUCGUUAGCAGGGAAAUCACAGUUAGGGAUUCGAGCAGGUUCCACCGUUUCAGAGACGGGUUCUGCUCCUGUGGUGAUUACUGGUAA